ACGUAUAUUUACUUAAAAUGUAAAACAUUUCAACACUCCGAAGGUAUUGUUGAUAUCCAAUGAACAUUUUUAAUGAACGCAUCACAUGUACAGUAAAUAGUUAAUUUGCCCCGGUGUUUGCCUGUCAGACAGCGCUUAUGUCGACCUGAUGAUAUUUUAGCUUCAAACCAACAGGAGGUGGCAGCCUGACAGGCUAAACUCAGGGCUCAGCGGGCUCAGCUAGCUCUGCCUCGGCGCGGUCUACUAACGUUAUAGCAACCGUGAAGUGGAUGCAGCAACAAGGACGGGCCGGGGACGGAGUUAAUGAAUGAGAAUCAUACGAUCACACAACAUCUGACAAGUUGGCUCCUUUCUGAGCAAAUCAGUCUGAGAAAUAUGGAUUAUGGUGGCAGAAGUAGUGAUGUGCAGGGGGAGCUGGACUCAGUGGAGGCAGAGCUGGAGCUGGUGGAGCUGCAGAUCGCAGACCUCCUGCAGAAGCAGACUGAGCUGACUACUCGUAAGAAUGCUCUGCUGCAGGAGCUGGAGGAGGCCUGUGAUGCUGCGCAGCCAUCCUCUUCCUCAUCCUCGUCUUCUUCAAAGUCAUCCAGAGCUGAUGCAGUAAUGAGCAAGCAGGAGAUGCAGCGCUUUGAUAGCACAGAUUUCCCCUGGUCCAAAGAAGUGGAGCAGCACCUGAAGGACUCGUUCCACCUCUCCAAGUUCAGACCGCUACAGCUGAGGGCUGUCAACCUGACCCUGUCCGGCAAAGAUCUGUUCCUGGUAAUGCCCACAGGAAGAGGAAAGAGCCUCUGCUACCAGCUGCCUGCAGUCUGCUCCAAGGGUUUUACAUUGGUAGUCACUCCCCUGGUGUCCCUGAUGGAGGACCAGAUCAUGUACCUCAAGUCCAUUGAUGUGUCAGCAGUCAUGCUGAAUGCGUCCAGUAGCAAGGAGCACGCCAAGACAGUCAUGGCUGGAAUGACGGAUCCCAAGUCCCCUUUCAAGCUGGUAUACGUGACUCCAGAAAAGAUCGCCAAGAGCAAGCUGCUCAUGUCUCGUCUGGAGAAAGCCUACAACGCGAACCUGCUGAGUCAUAUCGCUGUGGACGAGGUGCACUGCUGCAGCCAGUGGGGACAUGACUUCAGACCAGAUUACAAACUGCUGGGCAUCCUGAAAAGGCAGUUCCCCAAAGUCCCACUGCUCGGGCUCACAGCCACAGCAACCAGCAGCGUCCUCAAGGACUGCGAGAAGAUCCUGUGUGUGCCGCAGCCAAUCACACUCACUGCAUCCUUCAACCGAACCAAUCUCUACUACGAGGUUCGUAUUAAAGAUUCUGACAUUGACGCAUCAAUAAGUGACAUCGCCUCUCUGAUCAAGAACAGAUACAAGGACCAGUCAGGGAUCGUGUAUGUGUUCUCUCAGAAGGAUGCAGAGUCUGUGUCAUCUGAGCUCCAGAAGAGAGACAUCCUGGCCUACCCCUACCACGGUAACAUGGACCCUAAUGAUAAGUCCCGUGUUCACCGCAAGUGGACCUCCAACAAAAUCCAGGUGGUGGUAGCCACAGUGGCGUUUGGCAUGGGCAUCGACAAGCCUGACGUCAGGUUCGUAAUCCACCAUACCAUCAGCAAGUCCAUUGAGAACUACUACCAAGAGAGUGGACGCGCAGGUCGAGACGACAGUCCAGCAGACUGCAUCGUCUACUUUGGCUUCUCUGACAUCUUCAGGAUCAGCACCAUGGUGGUGAUGGAGAACGUUGGCCAGCAGAAGCUGAGGCAGAUGGUUGACUACUGCCAGAAUGUUGACAGGUGUCGUCGCUCUCUUAUGGCUGUUCAUUUUGAUGAGGUGUGGGACGAUGAAGGAUGCAAUCAGAUGUGCGAUACUUGCCGCCAUGCAAAAGACUUUACCUCAGUGGACAUUACCCAGUAUGGCAGGCAGGUGGUGCAGAUCGUGGAGCUCGCAGCGUCCAUGGAGGAGAAGCUGACUCCUCUGAAGCUGGUGGAGGCGUGGAUGGGGAAAGGCCCAGCCAAGCGCAGGAAGAUGAUCCAGACCACCACGCUGCCUCGACUGCAGGCUGAAGCUGUAAUCGUGCGACUGCUGCUGCAGGAAUAUCUCAGAGAGGAUUUCAGCUUCACUCCGUACACCACCUACUUCUACGUGAAGCUGGGCCGCAAAGCUCCUCUGUUGAAGAGCCAGACACACACAGUCAGCAUGAAGAUGAGGACAACAGGGAGCGGAUCUGCUGUGGACACAUCCGCUGGGGAUGUGGAGGAGGGGACUGAUGUGACCUUUGACCUCAUUGUCAUGGACAACAGCUGUCCCCCCCAACCCAAACAGAAACUAUUUAAAGAACAGAGGAAUCUGUCCAGGAAACAAGAUCUGAAACCAGUUAGCCAGACAGACAAACAGACAGAGAAGACAAAGAAACAGCUGGCAGAGGGACACGAAGAGGAGGAUAGGAGAUCCAUCCUGCCUCAACACGCAAUUGAGGUUGAUGUUGAAAUUAACAUUAUAGAUAACAGUGAUGGUCAGAAAACACCGUCACAUCCAGUUAAACCUUGUUCCAAACGCAAAUCCACCACCCCUCAGAGAGCGAGGAGGAAACCCCGUGCUGACGCAGCAGCAGGUGUUCCCUCUCCGUCCCCAGGCGGCGACGCAGCCACCAGCACCGUGCCAAGCUCCCCGUCGCAGGCCUCCAUCAUCUCCGAGACCGCGGUCGAGGAGCUCUGCAACCUGAGGAACUACUACAGUAGACAGCUCAGGAGAAUUAACUAUAUUUCCCAGGAGUACCUGGGGCAGCCCGCAGAGCCAGGAGUGCUGGCGUGCAUCAGGGAGCCUCUGAGGAGCCUUCGUCUGCCCCGCAGGGCAACCAUCGCCCAGACGGCCCGCAGCCUGUGGACUCGAGUCAGCGGCAGGAGGAAGCUGGUACACAGAUGACAUCGACUCAAUCAGCUGCACUUAGAUUUGAUGUUGGUAGUGUUUUAUCAUGAAACGUUUGUGAAUGUCUGCUAACAAAAAGACCACUAUGUGUUUGAGUUUGGAGCCACCUGGUGGUUGUACCUGGUGGCUUCCAACCCCAGUCACCCCACAGAUCUGACCUGGGAACAUUGAGAUGAAUGGACUUAAAGCAACACAGAGUUCAGCCUGCAGGUCACAGUGACCCAAAUCAGAUUUUUAUGCUCUGAUGUGACUCCCAUCUGAUUUUGUCAUGUGAGCAGCACAGAUCACAUGGAAUCUGAUCUUUUCAACUCUCAUAUGUGGUCCAAAUCAGAUAGAGUUUUUGUAGUGUGACCUCAAUGUGAACAGUCAUAUCAGAUUUCAUGUAAGUGUUAGGGGUUCCCGGUAGCUCACCUGGUAGAGUGUGUGCCCUUUACUGCAUGUCACCUUCCCUCUCACUCCUGCCUUUCCUGUCUGUCUUCUCUUGGUAAAGGCAUAAAAAUAUCUUGGAAAAAGAAUUCAUGUGACUUCUAUGCCACUCUAGAUGUACGAUCAUCAUCGUCAUUCACACUGAAAUCUAAUAUGAGUCACAUUCAAAAAGUAAUGUGAACAGCCAAACAAAAAAGAUCACAUCUGAGCUAUAAAUCAGAAUUGAGUGCUAAGGCUUGCAGUGUGAAUUUAGCCAUAAUGUGAGUGUGUUUUAGUUACAAUAACAUAUGCUAUGAGAAUUGCGAUAGAGAUGUGCACAUGGUAGCUUUAAAUGCCCUUCACAGGCUAAUAUUAUGUCUCAUACCUCAACUGCUGUGUUACCAAUUGAUGAAUGUCUUCAUGAAUGAAGUUCUGGACCCCGAUUUAACACUGUACCUCACUUUUCUGUCAUUUAUGUUAUAGGAAAAUCUAUCAACUAAUUAAAUUAAAACGGGGGAGGAUUUAGAUCACAGAUUGAGAUUGAUUUGGGGCAUUUGGAAAGAAUUGGGAUGAAUAUACAAACACGCAGUUGUGUGUAUGUGGGAUUGAGUCAAAAUAAACUACAGUGUGUGUGUUCAUAGUAAUGAAGGAACAA
Messenger RNA from Dicentrarchus labrax (European seabass), 3970 nucleotides. RefSeq names its product RecQ helicase-like (gene recql). Bases 304 to 2907 code for a protein of 867 amino acids. Gene Ontology annotation, biological process: double-strand break repair via homologous recombination. Gene Ontology annotation, cellular component: cytoplasm; chromosome. Gene Ontology annotation, molecular function: 3'-5' DNA helicase activity; ATP binding; four-way junction helicase activity. The record is from RefSeq and is a predicted model, not a curated record. Lineage: Eukaryota; Metazoa; Chordata; Actinopteri; Moronidae. The transcript is spliced from 16 exons.